AUGGACCAACAUCAGCUGAAGAUGGACCAAAAGAUGGAGGAAAUCUUGGGUGCCUUGUCCAAAAAUCGAGCUACAACCCACCAUGGGAAGACCACCGAGGAGGAACAACCUAGCAUCUCACCGAUUCCUUCCAUCGAAGAAACACCCAAGGUCUACAGCGGAGCGUCACACAGCGACACCGGAGGAACCAGAAGCAGAAACGGGGGGGAGAAGGCCACACCGGGGGAACCAACUGGCGAUAUCGGAAGUUGGAUAUGCCUCUGUUCGACGAUGAAAACCGCGAUGGGUGGAUCUUGA
Messenger RNA from Lactuca virosa, 297 nucleotides. The record is from the annotation of a GenBank genome assembly. NCBI's taxonomy places the organism in Eukaryota, Viridiplantae, Streptophyta, Magnoliopsida, Asterales, Asteraceae.